AUGCGCUUCCUCACCACCAUCACCUUGGCCGUACUCACGGCCAGUGUAACCGCGGUACCCGUCGCGGUACUUCCCAGUCUCAUCCAUCCCCCAGUUCAUGUCUUCAGGGCCGACCCUGCUGAUGAAGCUGUCGAAGGGGAGCCCAACAUUGAAGCCCGCGACAACUUCGACCUGGAGCCCGAGAUCCACGCCAGAGAUGAGCCUCAUAUUCAAGCAAGAAGCGAAGCUGCGGCCGCCGGCAUCGACCCAAACUACCACAUUGUGGAUGCCAAAGGCAUCACCCCUGAGGACGACUGGAAGUACAGAGACAACCUAGCCAAGCUCAACGCCAAUAACUGCGGCAAGGACUGCUAUCGCUCCAUCAACUCGUACCGCUCCAGGGUUUCCAGAGAACACAGGCCAUACUACGACCGGAGCACUGAUUACCACGCCAACAACUAUGACCACCAUGAUAACUACGGCGUCCAAAGAUCUUCCCGGGCUUCGAGGGGCGAACACAACACGCCCGCGGAUGACUGGAAGUACAAAGACAACCUCGUCAAGCAGGACAACCACAACUGCGGUACGCACUGCGAGGCUUCUCUGAACUCGUACCGCUCCGUGGCAUCCAAGGAUUCGAGGCUCGCUCGGGAGAAGGACUACCACGACUACAACCAUCAGGAUGACAAGUACAACAACUGGUACCCCAAGGAUUACCACACAAAUGGAAACGGCUAUAAUAAUCAUAACAACGGUCAUUAUGACGAUAGGACUCUCAGAACCAAUACCUAUUACCCCAAGGAUCAUCAUCCUACCAAGUACAAUGAUAUCCAUCACAACGAUUAUCAUGGCAACAACUAUCAUACCAAUGGCAACGAUUAUCAUGGGAAAAAUUACCAUACGAAUGGCAACAAUUAUCACGGCAAUAAGUACCAUAUAAAUGGCAACGGCUAUGACCAUCAUAACAAUGGCCACGACUAUGGAGUGCAGAGAUCUUCGAGGGCGUCAAGGGGAGAGCACAACACCAGGCAGGAUGAGAUCAACCACAAGAAUAAUCACGAAAAGCUGGACGCGGGGCAUUGUGGUCAAGGCUGCCAGCUGUCUAUUAACUCGUACCACUCGGUUGCAUCUGCAGACUCGAGGCGCUCCAGGCAGUCGAGAAACUCUCGUGGGAACCACGGUCACUGA
Colletotrichum phormii is the source of this 1167-nucleotide messenger RNA. RefSeq lists its product as uncharacterized. The transcript has 2 exons. The record is from RefSeq and is a predicted model, not a curated record. NCBI's taxonomy places the organism in Eukaryota, Fungi, Ascomycota, Sordariomycetes, Glomerellales, Glomerellaceae. Bases 1 to 1167 code for a protein of 388 amino acids.